Messenger RNA from Microthlaspi erraticum, 1467 nucleotides. The record is from the annotation of a GenBank genome assembly. NCBI's taxonomy places the organism in Eukaryota, Viridiplantae, Streptophyta, Magnoliopsida, Brassicales, Brassicaceae.
AUGGCGGGAAAAUCCCUAAUCGCUCCACUGAUUAUUUUCGCCAUCCUUCUAAUUUCGCCGGAGAUAUGCGCCGGACACGACUACGGCGACGCUCUCGGCAAGAGUAUCCUCUUCUUCGAGGGUCAACGCUCCGGGAAGCUCCCAUCAGAUCAACGACUAGAAUGGCGCCGUGACUCCGCAUUACGCGACGGUUCCACUGCCGGCGUGGAUUUGACGGGAGGCUACUACGACGCCGGAGACAACGUGAAAUUCGGUUUCCCGAUGGCCUUCACGACGACAAUGCUGUCGUGGAGCGUCAUCGAUUUCGGGAAAACGAUGGGACCGGAGCUGAAAAACGCCGUGGAAGCGAUCAAAUGGGGAACGGAUUAUCUCCUGAAAGCGACUCAGAUUCCGGGAGUCGUCUUCGUCCAAGUCGGAGACGCUUACUCCGACCACAACUGCUGGGAACGUCCCGAGGACAUGGACACGCUGAGAACGGUUUACAAAGUCGACAAAGACCAUCCUGGUUCCGAAGUCGCCGGCGAGACUGCCGCCGCUUUAGCCGCCGCUUCGAUCGUGUUUCGAAAACGCGAUCCAGCAUACUCCAAACGGUUGCUGGACCGAGCAGCAAUGGUGUUUGCGUUUGCCAAUAAGUACAGAGGAGCGUACAGUGAUAGUCUUUACCAAGCAGUGUGUCCAUUCUACUGCGAUUUCAACGGUUAUGAGGAUGAGUUGCUUUGGGGAGCGGCAUGGCUACACAAAGCUUCAAAGGAACGAGUGUACAGAGAGUUUAUCAUGAAGAACAAAGAGAUUCUAAGAGCUGGAGAUACGAUUAACGAGUUUGGUUGGGAUAAUAAACAUGCUGGGAUUAAUGUCUUGAUCUCCAAAAUGGUACUGAUGGGAAAAGCUGACUAUUUUCAGAGUUUUAAGCAAAACGCUGAUGAGUUUAUCUGUUCUUUAUUGCCUGGAAUUUCUAACUCUCAAGUCCAAUACUCGCAAGGAGGACUAUUAGUGAAGAGUGGAGGGAGCAAUAUGCAGCAUGUAACAUCAUUGUCGUUUCUGUUACUAGCAUAUUCUAAUUACCUAAGUCACGCAAAUAAGGUGGUGCCAUGUGGCGAAUUCACAGCUUCUCCCGCUCUUCUCCGUCAAGUUGCUAAGCGUCAGGUGGACUACAUAUUAGGAGAUAAUCCGAUGAAAAUGUCGUACAUGGUUGGGUAUGGUUCGAGGUUUCCACAGAUGAUUCACCACCGUGGAAGCUCGGUUCCUUCAGUCGUGGACCAUCCUGCUCGCAUAGGGUGCAAAGAUGGUUCUCAAUAUUUUCUUAGUCCGAGCCCUAACCCUAACCUACUAAUUGGCGCCGUUGUAGGUGGGCCUAAUGUCACUGACGAUUUUCCUGAUUCGAGGCCUUACUUUCAGCUGACUGAGCCCACGACUUACAUCAACGCACCUCUCUUGGGUCUUCUUGGUUACUUCUUAGCACAUUCUUGA